AUGAUGGGAACUUUACACGUAGCUCCCAUUGACUUGAGUCGUGACAAAACUCUGGUCCGAACGCGAGCGAAAUUGGACGUUAAUAAGUUGGGCGUUCGUAUAGCGGAACGGCACGUUAUCUCGAGGACCCAUCGUAGUGUUUGUAUAUGCGUCCGAUUGGUGACGUCUACAACGUGGCACCGCGCGCCGCACGCUAAGCGCUCCGUCGCGAUCGCCGCGGCCGCCCGCAGCCAUCGCCGCGCCGCCGUCGCCUUCCCC
Molecule: messenger RNA, 258 nt
Organism: Iphiclides podalirius (scarce swallowtail)
Lineage: Eukaryota; Metazoa; Arthropoda; Insecta; Lepidoptera; Papilionidae
Source: the annotation of a GenBank genome assembly